GUAGCAGGUUUCCGGGCACUGUGUGCAUCACGCAAGGCACCCCCGAUUUCGAAAUCGCUUCAGUUGAGAAUUGUGGAGCUCACUGGGGGCUAUAUCCAGCAGCAUGUCGUGGGACUGGGCCGAAUCUGGUUUAUCCUGACCACAGUAUGUUUCGCUACUCUGUGGACGCAACGAAAUCGAGUCGUUUUUGAAGAUGAAGAAACAUCAGAGUCAAGUGUUGCGGAAUUUCAAGUCGCCGGUACACGCCAGAUACAGGCAGUAGCAAGACACGAGAGCCGAGAUCCUAAAACGGCAGACAACGGUGCUGCGUUACAGCUGUGUUUGGAUAGUUCUCUGAGUAUGCCGACAAAUCCGUCCAGGCAGACAUUUCGACAAGCAGCCCCAGGCCUUUGCUGGAAGCAAUCAAAACCAAUCUAG
Molecule: messenger RNA, 417 nt
Organism: Phytophthora sojae
Lineage: Eukaryota; Oomycota; Peronosporomycetes; Peronosporales; Peronosporaceae
Exons: 1
Source: RefSeq, a predicted model, not a curated record